UCCUACACCACCGGACCAUCUCUCUCUCUCUAUCUCUCUCAUGAAUGCAAACAAAAACAAUGUCACCACUUUCUCCUUUACCUUAAUACCCAAACUCCAUGACCUCGAAACCUGUGCCAAAAUUAGGGUUUCAUUUUGCCAUUUACAUGCCAUUUCAUAGCUUCUGAUUGCUAUGCUCCUACACUCUGCACAACGCAUCUCUCUCCCUCGCCUCUCUCCCUAAUCUCUCUCUCUCUCCCUAAUCUCUAUGCAUACACACAUUCAUAUAUAGAUAUAUCUGCGCAUUACACAUUUUGUUCAGCUCCUCGUUAUCUCUUUCACUCAUUCUCUCCGGUGCCUUGCUCUUUCAGCUCUCUCUCAUUCCCCCCCCCCUCUCUCUCUCUCCCUCUCUCUCUUUCUCUCUCGCUCUCUCAUACACAGAGAUCGAACAGUGAACAAAACAUGUAUGCGACUGAUUCCUACUCUCAUACUCGCCGCACUCGUCCGAGUCGAUCCACCUACCUCCCUCCGCAUCUCCGCAACACAAACACACACCCUACAUUCUCCGAUCCCAACUCAUACGCCUCCGACUCACAAACUCACCGAUUCCCACCGAGUCGAGGCCGAGGCACGCCACGAGGACGUGGCUCUGGCCGUGGUCGUGGCCGCGGCCGGUCCUACGCGCCCCGCAACCGGCCCGCAUUUCACCCAAACCCUGACCCUAACCCGUUCGACGUCAUCGAAAAGUUCGAUGAUCUGGAAAUACUCUCCGAUUCUGACGAAAAAUCCGGGAUAAACUACGAGGUUUACGACGACAUUCCGGUCGAAGCGAGCGGUUCAGACAUACCUGAACCGGCGAACUCGUUUAAUGAGAUUGAUUUAGGGAAGGGUUUGAAUGAUAAUAUAAGGAGGUGUAAGUAUGUUAAGCCCACUCCGGUUCAGCGUUAUGCUAUUCCUGUUGUGAUGGCUGGGAGAGAUUUAAUGGCUUGUGCUCAAACUGGUUCUGGCAAAACGGCGGCGUUUUGUUUCCCUAUUAUCAGUGGGAUUCUUAAGCAUCAUAAUGUGGGUUCGGGUAGUCCUGUGAAUCAUUCAGGGGUGGCUUCUCCAAUUGCUCUUAUCUUGUCUCCAACUAGGGAGUUAUCUUGUCAGAUUCAUGAGGAGGCAAGGAAGUUCUCAUAUGAGACUGGGAUUAAAGUUGCUGUUGCAUAUGGGGGAACACCAAUAACUCACCAGCUGCAUAAAUUGGAAAAGGGUGUUGACAUUUUAGUUGCUACUCCUGGUCGGCUACUGGAUAUGAUCGAGAGAGCAAAAUUAUCUCUCAAAAAGAUCAAGUAUCUAGCUCUAGAUGAAGCUGAUCGGAUGUUGGACAUGGGUUUUGAGCGACAGAUUCGAAAAGUUGUUGAGCAAAUGGGGAUGCCUCCACCAGGCGUAAGGCAGACAAUGCUUUUCAGUGCAACAUUUCCAAAUGAGAUCCAAAGGCUUGCGACAGAUUUCCUUUCAAACUACAUAUUUCUGACUGUUGGAAAAGUUGGCUCUAGCACAGAGCUGAUUGCUCAAAGAGUUGAGUAUGUCCAAGACAUGGACAAAAGAGAUCGUUUGAUGAAUCUCCUUGUUGAGCAAAGUGCGAAUGAAAAUAAUGGCAAGCGUGCUUUGACAUUGAUCUUUGUGGAGACCAAGAGGGGAGCUGAUUCAAUGGAAAGCUGGUUAUGCAGAAAUGGCUUUUUAGCAACAGCAAUACAUGGUGACAAAGCUCAGAUGGAGAGGGAACGUGCCUUGAGAUCUUUCAAAACUGGAGUAAGGCCCAUCUUGGUAGCGACAGAUGUGGCUGCUAGAGGACUGGAUGUUCCACAUGUUACCCAUGUCAUUAACUAUGAUUUGCCCAAGGACAUAGAUGAUUAUGUUCACAGGAUUGGCAGAACAGGCAGAGCUGGUAAAUCUGGGUUGGCAACAGCAUUCUUUUGUGACAAGAACUCACACCUGGCAAAGUCACUUGUGCAGCUCAUGCAGGAAGCCAAACAACAAGUUCCUCCCUGGCUCACUCAAUAUGCAGAGACAUCUUCAUCUUAUGGUGGUGCGCGGGCAUAUCGACCUGGAGGCAGCAAGUUUGGUGGUCAUGAUUUCAGAAAGGCAACAAAUAUGAGCGGUGGCAAUCAUUAUUAUUCAAGCGGAUACACUAACCAAGUUGCUUUUGGUGAACCUUGCAUAGCUCCCUCUGGUCCUUUUAAUUCUUUCUAUAGUGGUGAGCCUGCUUAUCCUGUUGCUAGUGUUGAUUCCUAUGCUGCUGGUGCAUAUGGUUACCCGUAUAAUCAUGGUUCUCUUGUUGCUGGUACUUGGAAUUAAUCCAUUACUUGGGGCGGCUCUAUAACUCAACUUUUUGGCAGUACUAAAUUAUGAUUUGGAGUAGCUGAGUAAUAUAAGCACCGAUACAGAGUAGUUUUUGAAGUUUUUAACCCUUUAGUGGUUAGAAAAUUGAAAGGGGAGAUUAUAGUUCAGAUAACUAAUAGAAUCUUCACAGUAGCUAACGUAUUCUACAGACCUCUGGUAAUCGUUUUGAACUUUAAUAGCAGCUGAGCAAUCUGAGAACGAUGGUAUUAUCUACAAAGAAUUGUACAAACAAUAUGUUACAGUUGCUUCAUAGUUAAUGCUGAAGUGCAAAAGUUACACCAUCUGUUAUUGGUGCAAAUGUUGAGUUUAUGAUAUCACAGCCUCUUUAGUGCAACAUAGUACAAUGUUUUAUCAUUAUAUACAGGUAAUCCUUCUGCUUAAUUCACAUGGUUUAUUGGCUCUACAAUGAUAAGUUUAUAGUUUUAUAUGUUGUAUGAGAUAUGGAGGACCUGUAUGCUGUAUUGCCUCACACUUUGUUAAGUUUACUUGUAACUUAUAAAUGAUAAGUGUAGUUUUGUAUUAAACUUCGUACUACUAUACUCUAAUUUUGUAAGUUGUCUGACGGAUGAAGCCUGGUAUAAGAAGAAAAAUGAAGUUCAGAAGUUUAGUGUU
Messenger RNA from Daucus carota subsp. sativus, 2976 nucleotides. RefSeq names its product DEAD-box ATP-dependent RNA helicase 52C. The transcript has 6 exons. Bases 442 to 2319 code for a protein of 625 amino acids. The record is from RefSeq and is a predicted model, not a curated record. Gene Ontology annotation, molecular function: ATP binding; RNA helicase activity; RNA binding. Gene Ontology annotation, cellular component: nucleus. Lineage: Eukaryota; Viridiplantae; Streptophyta; Magnoliopsida; Apiales; Apiaceae.